Messenger RNA from Impatiens glandulifera, 1570 nucleotides. RefSeq lists its product as uncharacterized. Bases 171 to 1397 code for a protein of 408 amino acids. The transcript has a single exon. Lineage: Eukaryota; Viridiplantae; Streptophyta; Magnoliopsida; Ericales; Balsaminaceae. The record is from RefSeq and is a predicted model, not a curated record.
UCCUGAGUCGUCUUCAUCUUCUUCUUCUCUCUUCUUCCCUCCUUAAUGAACCAGAUCGCAUUUCUCUCUCCUACUCUGUUCAUCACCAUUAACGUACGUGAAGCUAGCUUCUAGGCUAAAAGGAUUUCUGUUCUUUCUUUACAUUCUGAGAAUCAUCAUCAUCAUCAACAAUGGCGGUGGAUGAAAUUGUUCACGACGAUUUGGAUGAUGGAAGUAUGCAAUGUACAAAUCAUCCUUACAAGAACAACAUUAAUCAAGGUGGGAUCUGUGCUUUCUGUCUCCAAGAGAAACUCGGUAAGCUAGUUUCAUCUUCAUUCCCAAUCGCUGUUUUCCCUUCUUCUUCCACUUCCUCCUCCCCUUCUUUCAGAUCCGACGUCGACGCCUCCGUUUCCGCCUCAAUCCGCCUUCAACCCAGUACCAGAAAUGACUUUAAUGAAAAAACAACUACCAAUAACAACGAUUCUCAUUUUCACUUUUCUUCUUCUUCUUCUUCGAGGCGAACCCGUAUGCCAUCUUUUCUCCUCACCCAACGUAAGAAGAAUAAAAAUCUCAUUCCCGGACCCUCCCAUUCCUCCGGUGUCGUUUACAGUCGCAGCAAAUCCACUACUACCCCUGGCCGUGGCCGUGGCGGUGGCCGUGGCAUUAAUCCAAAUGAUUCCAUCGAUACCCCUAGUAGAAGAGGGUUCUGGUCUUUUCUCUACUAUUCUAAGCAGACAAAUAAGAGUGCGGAUAACCCAUGUAACGAGAUCUGCCGUGCGCCGGAGAAGGCGACGGCGUCGGUGUCAAAUCCGUCUUUGACGCAGAGGAGGGACAGUAGUUUUAUAGUGGUGGAGGAGAACGAGAGUCCGGAUGCGACUCCGUUUGAUCGGAAGGUAUCGAGAUCUAGAUCCGUGGGAUGCGGUAGCCGGAGUUUUUCCGGCGAUUUCUUCGAACGUUUGUCUACUGGUUUUGGGGACUGUACACUCCGGCGAGUUGAAUCACAGAGAGAAGGUAAGGCAAAAUCGAGGUCCAGACAGGAUUCCAUAAAGGAAAGAGUAAAAUGCGGCGGAAUAUUCAGUGGGUUCAUGUUGGCUGGGUCAUCAUCUAGCUCUUCUAAUUCGUACUUGGUUUCAUCUUCUUCUUCUUCGACGGAAGGCGGCGUCAGAAAUGUGAAAGGAAAAGUUACUUCCGGUGGAAUGGGUCAUCAUCAUCUAUCUCAUGGAAGAAGCCGGAGCUGGGGAUGGGCAUUCGCAAGCCCCAUGAGAGCAUUAGGAAAACCUGCUGCUGCUUCUUCAUCAUCUUCUUCAUUAUAUCCUUCGAUUAAGAGAUCAGAAGCAUCAUCUAUUCCAAUUCCAAAUAAGAACAACACUACUCCAAAUCUGAAUGCUAUACCAUCUCUUUUGGCUGUGAGAGGUUAAAGAAGGUCUUUUUCUCAUUGCUUUAUCUCUUAAUUUCAUAUAUAUAGAACAUAUCAUCUUCAUCUUGUUCUUGCCUUUUUAUUAUAGUCUUGUUUACGUCUAUCUUAUUUAUGUUCUUUCUUUACUUUGUAGUUUGUAGUACUACUCUUUGUGUGUAUGAUCUGUUUGAUGAA